Amoebophrya sp. A25 is the source of this 504-nucleotide messenger RNA. Lineage: Eukaryota; Dinophyceae; Syndiniales; Amoebophryaceae. The record is from the annotation of a GenBank genome assembly.
GGGCGCUACCGCAUGUUCCUCGCGGCGAUACUGAACAUGGGGAACAAGUUCAGCGUCAGCAGCUGGUGUAGAGUGGCGGAGCUGGUCAUGAAAAUAAUGGCCACGCUCGGGCACACAGUAGUGCCAAUCUACAUCGACGACGCCAUCGUCCUCAGUCUCGAAGAGGGAGCGGAUGAGGCAAUAGAGGCAUACGAAGCUCUCUGCGACUGCAUGGGGCUGGAGCUCGCGACAAAAGCGACAGCACAGCAGGACUCGAGAAAGAGCCCUAUUGUGCGCAUACUGGGCCUCCACUACGACACAAGCCCAAAAACGGGAAUUGAUGUUGUGGAGCCAGACAACAUGCUCCAGCAGGUAGCGGAAGUCGCAAACGAGCUCCGGCAGAAAGUGAACACAGGACAGUUGGACAAAAAAGUGGUCCAACGACUGCUCGGACUGGCAAACUUCAUCACCGUGUCCGCGGCAAACAGAGCCGGAAACGAGAUCAUGAGAUCUCUUUACGCAUGG